This is a messenger RNA of Schizosaccharomyces cryophilus OY26, 255 nucleotides long. RefSeq lists its product as uncharacterized. The transcript has a single exon. The record is from RefSeq and is a predicted model, not a curated record. Lineage: Eukaryota; Fungi; Ascomycota; Schizosaccharomycetes; Schizosaccharomycetales; Schizosaccharomycetaceae. The coding region runs from base 1 to 255 and encodes 84 amino acids.
AUGAGACCCGGCAAUAGUCCGGUUUAUACGAACCCAAUGAUCCGGGCGAGUGUAGUUCUUCCUUUGCUUGCUUUAAAGUUCUGGAUUGUGUCAUCUUGUUUACGCUUAUGUAAACAUACAAGCCUCUUUUUACCCACUGUCAACGAGAUUAAAUUAUUCCCGAAGCCUAUAAAAGAAAGCUUUUUCUCUUUGGAGCGUGACUUUGUUCUUCACUCAACCGGCACAUUUUACUGCACUGUACGGAACACCGGCUGA